CCGUGGUUCAUAUUGCAAUGACUCAUUAUGUUCUCAACUCGUGUUUCCGCAAGAUGAUAGGAAUAUUCCUCUCGAGGGCGAUGCCGACUAGGAAAGUGGUGAUCAUGCUAAGGGUAUUGCUACGCAUGUAGCGCCGUCGAUCCUCGAGCAUCUAAUUGGAUCCACAUUGAUGAUCGUAGAGGCAGCGUAACUCACGCUGAUCAGCUCCACGAUCUGGUGGGCAGGCUUCACGGUCCGGUGCUCAAACCCGUUUCUUUCGCGGUUGAUUGUUCGCUUCGGCCAACUCUCGUACGAUUUCCUGGUCCAAUUCUACGGCUUCAGUCAGUAAUCAUCGAUAUCAUCAGCAACACUGCUGGUAACAAGUCAGUGAGUUUGAACCCUCCGCCUUCUCGAACAUGUCCACGCUUGCGGAAUUCGAGAUCCCCUUUCCCUUGCAUUCACUUGCUUGAUUAUCCUCUAGAUCUUCUGAUGUGGGGCCACAGGUCGUGUACAGCAGUCCAACACUAGUGUUGGACUGCUGCUCAUCAUCGGAGCUUUAAUUCGAAUAGAAAAUGCUAUUGCGCUGCUCUCGUCCUGUAUGUCUCCGCUGCACCUGAAGAUAAGUAAUUCUUGCCUUCUAAACGGGUCCUCAGACCCGGCACGCCGUGCUGGCAUCGGCACUUGGCUCAAAGUGGGAAAUGACGCUCGUGGGGGUGGCAAUCAUUCUGGACGAUACAGUUGUGUUCCCAGCGACAGCUAAAGGUGACAGCUACCACAAGGCGCCCGAGAUUCUUGCACGGAUCAUCAGGGCCAGCCUUUCCGUACCUGCGCGAGCCACAAGAUGCGGCUUUAUCUCGGGCGCCGGUACGAGGUAUCCUCACUUGUUCUGCUUCCCUUAUAAAGGAGUUCAAACCACUUCCUAACGGG
This is a messenger RNA of Dacryopinax primogenitus, 906 nucleotides long. RefSeq lists its product as uncharacterized. The coding region runs from base 678 to 902 and encodes 74 amino acids. NCBI's taxonomy places the organism in Eukaryota, Fungi, Basidiomycota, Dacrymycetes, Dacrymycetales, Dacrymycetaceae. The record is from RefSeq and is a predicted model, not a curated record. The transcript is spliced from 2 exons.